Macrobrachium nipponense is the source of this 603-nucleotide messenger RNA. RefSeq lists its product as uncharacterized. Lineage: Eukaryota; Metazoa; Arthropoda; Malacostraca; Decapoda; Palaemonidae. The transcript has 2 exons. Bases 1 to 603 code for a protein of 200 amino acids. The record is from RefSeq and is a predicted model, not a curated record.
AUGCGGAAAUGCUCGACGCAGACUCGGCAAGAUGACCGUAAAUCUCUGCAAACACAGUUACUAUUGGUGCGUAGUGCGACGGAGAACUCAAUGCCGGCAGCACCUGGGCUCACCGUACCUGUUCCUCUCACUGCUCUGGGGUUCAUUCAGCUGUUCCUUUCGCAAGAAUUGCUGGAAUACCUGGUAGCAGAGACGUCUUACUAUGCUCGGUACUGCCGUGACGAACUAUGGACGAUAUUGUCAUGUCGCUGGCAGGGCUGCAACCUCACCGACAUAGCGCAUUUUUUGGGGCUCCACAUUUUUUUUGGAAUGAUGCCUGCUGCUAACGUCAGGCAAUAUUGGAGGCAGAGUUUUGUUUUAAGUACGCCCAAUAUCCUUGGCAUUAUGGCCCGCGAUAGAUUCCUGGUGAUGGACAGGUAUUUCAACGCCUUCAACCAAAGGGCCAUACCCCGGAAUAACCCCGAUCGCCUCAUCAUAGUCCGCCCAGUGUUGGAGUACAUUCAUGAACGGUUCCAGUUUUUAAUGGAUCCUGGCAAGAACCUUUCUUACAAAGGACGUCUGAGCAUAAAAGUGUACAGCCCCAAGAAGCCAAAGAAAUAUUGA